Molecule: messenger RNA, 1100 nt
Organism: Aspergillus piperis CBS 112811
Lineage: Eukaryota; Fungi; Ascomycota; Eurotiomycetes; Eurotiales; Aspergillaceae
Exons: 5
Coding region: 1-1038 (345 amino acids)
Source: RefSeq, a predicted model, not a curated record
AUGGUGCCAGCAUUGACACCCUUUCUGCAAUAUACAGAAAAGGACCGUCGGUCUGACGCGCCUGCCUUUUCACUCGCUCUUCAAGGUCCAGGAAGACUGUCACGCACAUCUCCUUACCUGUUUCAUGUGACCCUACAGCGGGUGGAUGAGGUUAACGAUCACUGUGGCGAGCUGCACCAAGUCAAACUCCCCGAGUAUACUAUACUCCCCCAACUAGAACAUUGGCACUUCUCCCCUUACAAUAUCCAUAAGCCCGGCAAUGUGCAGCAAUAUUACGAUGUUAUCCCCGACCGUCUAAUCCCAUACCUACAGACAGGCGAGCGAUAUGUACUCCUCUGGCCCGGUCAACAAUAUGGCUCAUGGAAUUGGACCGAUAAAGUAGAAAAUUCUAAAGUCGUCUUGCCAGGAGGGCCCUUCUUAUCCUUCACAGUCAAGGACAAUGAGAACACGCCGAUCAUGCCGACUUUGAUCUCCGGAGCACAAGAAUGCCGUCCUACUCUGAUUGCAAAAGUCGAAUGUUGCCCCCAGGACCAGGUGGCUUUACAGGAUGACCUCGUGCUUGCGACCCUUCAUGUGACGUACGUGCCAACAAGUGGUAGCGGUGGUAGGCCGUUUACUUUCAACACGGCAGGGUUGACCGUCGGGCUCUGGGUUUGGCGGGACCGGUGGGUCAGUCUGAGAGGGUUCGUCUGCGGUGGAGCAUGGGCAUUCGUCGAUGACCCUGAUAUGCAAGUCUCCCCGGGCCGUGAUAAAGGCUUUGCCAGUCUGCGUCCAGGAGAAACGUGGUCCGAGGUCUUGCAACUUCCCUUGCUCACGGACAUGGAGAGCAACGAUGGCGGGGAGGCACGGGCCGGGGAAGGGAUCCGGUGCCUCUUUAAGGGCCUCCGGCUCGACUGGUGGGUUUGGGGAAGUCGGGAGGACCAUUUGGAGACGACAGUCACAAUUCCAGCCACGGGAAGCUGGACCGUACGGGAGCCGGGCGAACAGCCCAACGCUUUUAUUCCUGCGGCGGCACCCGUAAAUUUGGAGAUCAUAUAGUACGAGCCGAUGGAGGAGAUGAUUUUCAAACACGCUACAGGCGACAUGUCUCAGGCAACUCG